AUGUUCAAAAAGGACCCUCAAAUCAAAGCUCUGAGCAACCUGAAGAAUUCUGAACGCAAGAAAGUUCAAGCUCAGUGCCAAAGUCAAACAGAGCUUUCUGAUUAUACUUUCCCCUCUCAGGUUAUUAAACAGACCACCUUUAAGUCUCAAUUAUCAGCUGGUACCAUUUACACCGACGAAAGUAAUGUUCCCAUCUGGUUUAAAGAGAAAUUCAGUGAUUUACUGUAUCCAACUGUAUACACCUGUUGGAAGAGGCCCACGUUGCUCCCUGUGGUGCUGGCACAUGAAUAUGUAGUCGAGGAAAAAGUUCUUAAGGGGGCUAAUCUCAUGUUGCCGGGCACUGUACCGCCGUUCGAUCCCAGAUGUCGUAAAACGCAGCUGGUGGGUAUUGCAAGCACACGAACACCAAAUGUAGUGAAAGCUAUUGGUAUAGUCCAGCUGAAUUUGCCAGAAUAUACACGGGUCAUUGGAGAGUCUGGAGUUGCUGUGGAAAUCACACACACUUGGGAAGACGGACUUUGCCGGAUAUUCAAGGCAAAAGUUGAGCCUCCAGAAGCUGGAGAAUCUCUAGAAUCCGAGAGUGAUGAGCAAGAUGAAGAAGAGAGUGAAGAAGUAUCGGGUGCUGAAAUAGGGGAAGCGAUUCCCAAAGAAAGUGACCUACCGGUGACAACUACGUCAGAUCCUACACCCUCAUCUACUAGCACAGACCUGGAAAAUAUGGCUGAGCAACUCACGACACUGCGGAUAGAGGAUGUGGAUCAUUUGUUCACCAGAUCCCUGUACUAUACGCUUACCACCGAUCCAAAGCUCGAAGUGCCAAUGAGCAGUUCAGUAUUUGUAUCAAACCAUAUCUUACGCAACUUGCCUCCAGUGGAUCCUUCUGAGGUGAAUAUGAAGAAAACCACAUGGCGAAAGACAGCCAAAUUUCUCAAACAUUUUGAGAAAGAAGGCUUUCUCAAGCUGAAGGGGAAAGGUGAUGAUUUGACAAUUGUUGGGACUGCCACUAAAGAUUCGAAGCACGAACUUUCAAAAUUCGAACCCUACCGGGUAGGAAGUUUUGGCGCGAAUAGCUCUGGCUCGAAGGCAAAUGCUCAAGACAAUUCUCAGCAAGCAAUGAUGAGUGCUAUAACGUUAUACAAGCCGAUCAGCAGUGCCAAAGAAUUUUUGAGAGCAGCAGACAUGCGAUUAGAUACUUUAUACACUCAGCAGGAGCUCAAAUCGGGUGUCGACCGAUACAUCGCAGAAAAGAAACUUGUUAGUCCUGACAACAAAGCUGCUGUGAGACUUGACGAUCUGCUAUUUGCAGUGGUUAAUCGUGCAGUCAAGAAGGAAAAUGCUGUCCGUACUAUUACUAGAGCCCAAAUUAUGGUUCCCAUUUUGAAGGGCAAUUUCUCGGAGCAUUUUGUUGUUCUCAAACCGGAUGGUAACCCGCUGUUCAAGCAUCCAUUGAAGGGCUCAAUUCCAAAGGUAGAGAUCGUUACCGAGAUGAAGAUCGGACGUAAGGUGGUAACGAAAGUGUCGAAUUUUGAAAAGUUUCAAGUCGAUGCUCGAGAGUUAGCAGAGUUCUUGCGUAAAAAAUGCAGUGGUGCCACAACAAUUGGAGAAACUACCACGGCACCAAAGACUCUAGAAGUGACCGUUCAGGGCCCACAUGGACCUGCCGCUAUAGAUGUGCUCAACGACUACGGUAUUCCCACUAAAUGGAUCAAUUUUGUCAACAAACUCAAGAAAGGAAAGAAAAGAAGCUGA
Molecule: messenger RNA, 1749 nt
Organism: Lachancea dasiensis
Lineage: Eukaryota; Fungi; Ascomycota; Saccharomycetes; Saccharomycetales; Saccharomycetaceae
Source: the annotation of a GenBank genome assembly